AUGCAGACUCUCUGUUUGUUUUUCACUUUGAUCCUUCUUGCUCACGGAGUUCAUCCGAUUCCAAGUAAAUUUACAACAGAUCAUGUUCCCAACUCCAUCGUUCAAAAUGAUACUGAUGCUGCAAGAAGUGACGGGUGCAGUGAUGGAUUAGAUCACUCGGUUGAAGUGAUCUCAUGGGAGCCUAGAGUUGUCAUCUAUCAUAACUUUCUGUCGAAAAAGGAAUGUGAAUAUCUAAUUAACGUCGCUAAACCACAUAUGAGAAGGUCAACUAUUACUGAUUUGGUAACUCGCGAAACAUACGAAGACACAUGGUUCAGUCCAUGCUCUUUAACUAUGCUGGACCGAGGACAAGAUGAAACAAUCCGGGCUAUUGAGAAAAAGAUUGCAGACUUCACCUUCUUACCUGUAGAAAAUGGUGAAGGACUUCAAGUUAUCCAUUAUGAAGUAGGAGAUAAAUAUCCACUUCAUAAUGACUUGUAUCUUGAUGAUUAUCAAACCGGGAAGAGAGGUAAACGGAUGGCAACAGUUCUAAUGUACCUAUCGGAUACUGAAGAUGGGGGUGAGACAGCCUUCCCUUCUGCAAUGGGAAAGUAUGAUGAUGUACAUCGUUGGGCGUUUGAAUAUUCUGAAUGUAACAAAAGCGUCUUAUAUGCUAAACCAAAAAUGGGAGACGCAUUGCUUCUAUGGAACGUUAAACCAGAUGGCACUUCCGAGUAUUCAAGUGAAUAUGCUGAGUGCCCUGUUAUCAAGGGAAAUAAGUGGACUGCUACAAAAUGGAUUCGUUCGAAGGAGUAUUAUGAGAAAUGAACUUGGUUCGAAAGGAUUCUACUGCGCUGUUAUCCAGUUAAAGCUAUGGUUACUGCCCCGGAAAAGGUCAUCAAAGUUCUACAAUUAGAAAAAAUAAUUCUAUAAGAUGAUUUUACAUAUCUGUAAUGUUUUUAUUUGUUAAGGAUACAUUAUGCUCCCAACAAAGAGAAUAUCAAAUGAAACAUCUAAA
This is a messenger RNA of Erigeron canadensis, 997 nucleotides long. RefSeq names its product probable prolyl 4-hydroxylase 10. Gene Ontology annotation, biological process: peptidyl-proline hydroxylation to 4-hydroxy-L-proline. The transcript has 8 exons. Gene Ontology annotation, molecular function: iron ion binding; L-ascorbic acid binding; procollagen-proline 4-dioxygenase activity. Gene Ontology annotation, cellular component: endoplasmic reticulum. The record is from RefSeq and is a predicted model, not a curated record. Bases 1 to 807 code for a protein of 268 amino acids. NCBI's taxonomy places the organism in Eukaryota, Viridiplantae, Streptophyta, Magnoliopsida, Asterales, Asteraceae.